Molecule: messenger RNA, 2667 nt
Organism: Arachis ipaensis
Lineage: Eukaryota; Viridiplantae; Streptophyta; Magnoliopsida; Fabales; Fabaceae
Product: DDT domain-containing protein
Source: RefSeq, a predicted model, not a curated record
AAAUCGGAGCCAAAACUCUUUCGUUUUUCCCCUUCUCCCUCACAUUAUUCUCGCCUCCAACAUUCACUGUAAGAUCCUCUCCUCCCUCUUACUCUGUUCCUCACGCACAUACACUCUCUCACUAGGCAACUUUUGACCGUUUUUUGGUAAGUUUUUUUCAACUGUUACCAAUUUGAUUCUGGCGGGAACAAAGUUCCGUUCGGUGGUUGCCCAUUUCUGAAUUUUCCCUUUCUCUGCUGAUUUCAAUUUUCCUGGACCUGAGAUUCUUUCUCAAUGCCUCUUCUGAGGAGAAAGCCUUUUUCCUUGGCUGAUCCACCUAAGGACUUGAAGCCAGACGAGCAUGUUUAUCAAAUUCGAUUUACAAAGGAAAUAUUUCGAGAUUAUAACGAUUAUUUGAACCGUAUAAAUCUAUAUCGCCAGAGGAUUUGGAUGUGUAAAGUAACUGGAAAAACCAACUUGACUUAUGAAGAGGCUUUGGUGUCAGAAAAAAGUGCCUCUGAGAAAGUUCAACAGUUUCCAAAAGAAUUAAGGGCUUCUGUGUUAAGGAUUAUUCAGUACAGUAUGCUCCCUUUGAAGGAUCUUGCUGAUUUCAUUGCUGAAAAAUUGGAAGGACGUUUCUUUGUGGGUGCUGAACUGCAUGGGAAGAAGGACAAUGAAUUAUACCCCUGCAGAAUAUUAAAAGUCAUCCCAAAAGGAGUUGAAAAAUUUUAUUAUGAGGUAGCUUGGCUUGACAAAGACAAGAAUAUAGGUGAAAAAGCAGAAGUCAAUGCAAAAGAUUUGGUACUAAAGAAACCAUUAUUCAGCAGAAAUAUGUUGAAGUCUUUUAUCCGGGAAUCGACAUAUAGGAAUGCUCCUUGGGUUUUACAUGAAGAAGUGGCAAAAAAUCAUGGAAUCUCAACUGACAUACCCGAGGAGUUAAGAGGAAGAGUUUGCUUCAAAAAUGGACUUCUAACCUGCUCCAAGAAAAGAAAAACUGAGGAAUCACUGGAUGAAACUGAAAACUGUAAAAGGAAGAAGUUGGAUGGGGCAGAAUUUGAUGGUUCUACUGAAGAGCAGCAAGAAAAUGGUCAGCACAAGGUUGAGCGAAUCAAAUAUCCAAUUGAUGAUUUGUUAGUGAAGCCUAGUCCACAUGAUCCUGUUUUGGCUAAUCGCCCUUCUCCAUCAAGAGACUUCAAUGUCCCCAUGAACUGUGUAGGAAAUCUCUUAAUGGUUUGGGAUUUUUGUACCACUUUUGGGAAAGUGUUGCACUUGUUGCCCUACUCUCUAGAAGAUUUUGAAAAUGCAAUCUGCCACAAGGACAGCAACAUUGUUCUCCUUGUGGAGUCACAUGCAGCUCUUUUUCGGGUUCUUAUACAAGAUGAUAGUGAAUACACUGAAGCAGUGAAAAACCGAAGGACGAAGUCCAAGAUUACAAUGGUUAACUGGACAGAAUAUCUAUGCCAUUUUCUAGAAAUGAUCAAUGUUCCUGAAUUGCGGCAAUGUGAAGCAACCAUAAAACGGGGACAUUAUGGCCUUGUAGAUAUCAAUGCUAAAUUAGAAAUCCUAUAUGAAUUGGUCAAUCGAGUGAUUGAAACGACAAUUUUUAGAGAGAAGUUGGGUGAGAUUAUUGAACAGAGGCAUGUGCUUGGGGUGUCUAGGAGGGAAGAAGUGCUGGAAGAUGCUAGGAAGAGAAGAAAAGAAAAAGAGAUGUUGAAAGCUGAGAUAGAGAGCAAUGAAGUUGUGAAUGGACAUCACCUGAACAGUGAAAACGUCUCAUCAAACAGUGAUGAUGAUAUACAGAAUGGGCACAUCGGAAAGAAAAGAAAUGGAGAGAUAGAAUCAUCUAGCGAAGACAAUACAAUUGGAAGUUUGAUCAAACACUCAAAUCCUGCUCCAAAGAACAUGCCUAAGUCCAAGAAGCCAAAUUCAGAGCCGAAACAACCAACAGAAAAUGGAAAAGAAUUACCAAAGCAAUUUAAGAGUGAUAAGGAUUCACCAGAGAAGAAUAGUAAAGAACAGAGGAAAGAAUAUUUUGAACGUGAGAUGGAGAAACGGCCUAUUCGUAGAAGCCCAUUAGGUAAGGACAGAAAUUAUAAUAGGUAUUGGUGGUUUCGCCGUGAUGGAAGGAUAUUUGUUGAAAACUCUGAUUCGAAGGAGUGGGGAUACUACAGCAGUAAGGAAGAGCUUGAUGCAUUUAUGGGUUCACUGAACUGCAAGGGUGAGCGCGAAAGGGCACUGCGAAAUCAACUGGAAAAAUAUUAUAGUAGAGUAUGUUCUGAACUCCAGAAAAGAUCGAAGGAUUUGAUGCACAGGAUUGCAGCGGAUGAGUCUGUCCUUCGAAGGUCCACUCGAGUUCGAGCCCCUCCCAGGCAAAACCCUGCAAAUGCUUUCCUCAAUUAUGUUAACAAGUGGAAAGUAGAUUAGAUGAUGGCGCAUCUUUCUAACCGUUGAAAAGUACAACUUUCAGUGGAGAAUAUUUUAGGGAUUAACUAGUUUUUUCCUAUCCAUUUUUAGAUGAACGAGCACAUGCUUGUUUCGGAAAUUUUGUACAUGUCCCAUUUUUAAAUAAUAGCAGAGUCAGAUUGGUACAAGAUUGCCUUUAACUAAUAUGGUUUUUUGAAAAUGUAGAAUGCACUUCACAGUUUUUUAGUAUAUACGAAAAAUAGAAAUUAAUGGUCAAGGAUUUUA